AUGUCUCCUUUCAAGUGGACAAUGUGCCUUCUCUUGCUUUCUCAAGCUGCUUCUGGGCUUUACUUUCUAAGAAAGGACUACCACGAAAGUGUGUACACGGAUCAGCCGGCCGGGACGCGUCUCCUGCAGGUCAACGUCAUGAGGGACAGAGCAGACGAGGUCCCCCAUUUCCGACUUUGCAGAACUAUCAUGAGUUAUAACCCUUACUUCUGUUUCUUCGGGGUGGAAGAGCGGACGGGAGUUCUUUACCUCAAUCGGAGCUUGGAGAUGCUAGACUUCAGUAUCGAAUUCCAAGGAAGCCCAUUAUCCUACCAGAGGAUUACUCUUAAGGUGUCCGUCCUGCCCCAACCAUUUCGGGAUGAGGACUGCGAUGUGGCCCCCUUCGUCUUGGUUCGCCUUUCCCUCAACAACGCCACGUCGCCCAGCUGCUCCUCUCUACCGCCCAGGGAUCUUUGCUUCAGUGACACGGACCUUUCCUUUCAUAUCAUGGAGAACAAACCUCCGGGGGACUUCUACCAAUUUCAUCCGCACCCUGUUGUCCAACACUGCCCGAACAUUACCGUAGAGUACAUGCUGAUAUCGGAGUCCGAUACGCCGUUCCACUACAACCCCGACGCAUCCAAAGUGAGCCUCUUAAAUCCCCUUGACCGCGAAGAGAGGGAGACGUACGAUCUUGUGGCGAAGUGCAUGCUGAGGGAUUUAAGCUCUCAGCUGGAGGUAGUCGUGGAGCAGUCCUUCCGAGUCCUGGUGGACGACGACGAUGACUCUGCCCCGUUUGUCCCCAGUGGAAACGACACGGCAGCCUGCGUGGUGGAAUUCGAGAGGAUAAAGGGAACAGUUGUGGGUUUGCUCACCGUGUAUGACGCCGACACCACUCCCGUGUACCCAUUAGACUUCGGCCGGGAGAAGUACACGGAGAAAAUAGUCAGCGGCGACCAGUUCGUUCUUGCGAAUUUCCGAGUCCAGCACCACUUUCACGAGAUAAAAUUCAAUUCCAGAGGAAACUUAAUCCGCGGGACGCUGCACGAGUAUCGUCUAGUCCUCAACAAAAACGUGUCCAUCUCCAAAACCGGAUCCUAUCAAGUCCCCGUUUUGGUGAACGACACCGAAUUCCCGGGUCCUGGCGGCGAGGUGAUGCUGUACUUCAACGUUACGAUCCUCCCGGUGGAAAUUAAAUUCCCAAAUAUGACCUUCCAGUUUACGGUCAACCGCCAAGCUUACCAAUACGCCCAGAUAGGAAAGGUCUACGUUGAAAACUACUCAUCUUUCAAAGGGUUCAGCGUUGCCUACAGCAUGCAGAUUGAAAAUACCACCUAUGCCGUCGGCAUUUUGCAGGGACAGGAGGAAAGCUUUGCUACCCUCUUCGUCAACCAGUCUUCCGCCUUGGUAAAUCACGAAGCAAGAGAGAUACAAGGCGUGGUUUUUGCUUCAAACAGGAACCUCAAAAGAACGGUGAAAACGCCUAUCACCAUAGUCUUGGAAGGAGAACCUGGAAGGGAGGAGGAACAGUGCCAAGGGUCCUGCUCGGAAAAUAAGUUGCGUUCGGAGUGCGAAGAAUGUGGCGGGUUGGGCGCAGUCACUGGAAGAUGCCAAUGGAGACAGGGUCGUGGAGAAGGAAUCACCACAAAUUAUUCGACCUGCACUCCGAGCAUGAAGACCUGCCCCGACGGGACAUGCGAUGCGGUGGAACGCAAGGACCUAGCGAUUUGUCCUCAGGAUUGCAUAAGGGAUAAUAUAAUUGGCGGACACGAAAAAGGAUUUCCGUUGGGAAUCAAGGCGGGUUACGGCACCUGUUACUGCUUCAAGUCGGAGAAAUGCUUUUGUGAGAAGAAUAUCAUUGAAGCUCCGCUCUGUGAUGAUACGUGCAAGACCGCAAUUGCAUGCGGGGUGCUCCUGUCCUUCAUAAUCUCCGUGCUUCUUUCUUCGUACUUCAUCCACCGUUAUCAUAAAAACUCCCCCAAGCCACCCAUUGCAUCCGCCGAGAUGACCUUCCGACGCCCGGCCCAGUCGUACCCUGUCAGUUACUCUUCCACCAACGCCCGUCGACCCUCUUUGGACUCCAUGGAAAAUCAAGUCUCGGUGGACUCCUUCAAAAUAGCUGAGGAUCCGAAGUGGGAAUUUCCACGGAAAAACCUGGUCUUGGGAAAAACUCUUGGCGAGGGAGAGUUUGGAAAAGUAGUUAAGGCGACGGCGUUUAGGCUGAAGGGCAAAGCCGGUUACACCACCGUGGCCGUGAAGAUGCUGAAAGAAAGUGCAUCUCCGAGCGAGCUACGAGACCUCCUGUCUGAGUUUAACCUUCUGAAGCAAGUGAAUCAUCCACACGUGAUCAAGCUUUAUGGCGCCUGUACACAGGACGGGCCCCUGCACCUUAUCGUGGAGUACGCAAAAUACGGGUCUUUGAGGAGCUUCCUAAGAGAAAGUCGUAAGGUUGGACCAAGCUCCGGAGAUUCCAACCGUAACUCCAGCUACCUGGACAACCCUGACGAAAGGGCGCUUACCAUGGGAGACCUCAUCUCCUUCGCGUGGCAGAUAUCCAGGGGGAUGCAGUAUUUGGCGGAAAUGAAGCUCGUCCACCGGGAUUUGGCGGCCAGGAACGUGCUCGUGGCUGAAGGACGCAAAAUGAAAAUUUCGGACUUUGGGCUGUCCAGAGAUGUGUAUGAGGAGGACUCGUACGUGAAGAGGAGCAAGGGAAGGAUUCCAGUUAAGUGGAUGGCUAUCGAAUCCUUGUUUGAUCACAUCUAUACAACCCAAAGUGACGUGUGGUCCUUCGGGGUCCUGUUGUGGGAAAUCGUUACUCUCGGGGGAAAUCCGUAUCCAGGGAUCGCUCCAGAACGGCUGUUCAACCUACUGAAAACCGGCUACAGGAUGGAGAAGCCUGAGAACUGUAGCGACGAAAUGUACAAUCUCAUGUUGAAGUGUUGGAAACAGGAGCCAGACAAGAGGCAGACAUUUGGGGAGAUCAGCAAAGAACUGGAGAAAAUGAUGGUGAAAAGCAGGGACUAUCUGGAUUUGGCUGCCUCCACCCCUGCUGACUCCAUGCUCUAUGACGACGGCCUUUCCGAAGAGGAGACCCCUCUGGUGGAAUGUAUCAAUAGCCAACUUCCUCGAACACUGCCCUCCACCUGGAUUGAAAACAAACUCUAUGGCAUGUCUUAUCCGAACUGGCCUGAAGAAAGCCCUGUUCCAAUCCCAAGAUUUGAUGCCAAUCAGUCUGUUUUUACAAGAUAUGCCAAUGACUGUGGUUAUGCUAAUUGGAUGAUUCCACCCUCAACGGCAAAAUUUAUGGACAAGUUUGAUAGCUAAUUUUCCAGUAUUUCCCCUCCCCCUCCCACGGUGGAAGGUAACAAAAAAAGAAAUAAACAAAUGUGAAAGUGAAAAAAGAAAACAAAAAUGCACACAAAGGAUAAAUGGAAAUUCCAAUGUCUGCUUCUUUGUGCGGGUGAAAAAGUGGUUAAACCAAUGUCCAACUUUUUGGUUCUCAAUAUCUCCAAAAUGACUUGGUCUACCUCUCGGGGGCUGCACAUUGUUUCCAAUUUUCUGUGGAAUUUUUUUUUUUUUUUUUUUUUUUUGCAGAAUUGGAAAAUUCCCAGGAAAAUUUUCCAAAACAUAUCAAAUCUGUAAAAAAAAAAAAAAAAAAAAAAAAUUAAAAAAAAAAAAAAAUUGCGAUGUUGAACUUUUUGCUGAUCUUGCACAAUUAUUCUGGAUUUUAGUACGUCAAUGUUGGUAUGA
Spea bombifrons (plains spadefoot toad) is the source of this 3729-nucleotide messenger RNA. RefSeq names its product ret proto-oncogene (gene RET). The record is from RefSeq and is a predicted model, not a curated record. Lineage: Eukaryota; Metazoa; Chordata; Amphibia; Anura; Pelobatidae. Gene Ontology annotation, cellular component: signaling receptor complex; axon; membrane. The coding region runs from base 1 to 3303 and encodes 1100 amino acids. Gene Ontology annotation, biological process: homophilic cell-cell adhesion; multicellular organism development; protein phosphorylation. The transcript is spliced from 20 exons. Gene Ontology annotation, molecular function: calcium ion binding; ATP binding; transmembrane receptor protein tyrosine kinase activity.